Messenger RNA from Esox lucius (northern pike), 8151 nucleotides. RefSeq names its product tau tubulin kinase 1a (gene ttbk1a). The record is from RefSeq and is a predicted model, not a curated record. Gene Ontology annotation, cellular component: cytoplasm; nucleus. Gene Ontology annotation, molecular function: protein serine/threonine kinase activity; ATP binding. The coding region runs from base 293 to 2578 and encodes 761 amino acids. The transcript has 16 exons. NCBI's taxonomy places the organism in Eukaryota, Metazoa, Chordata, Actinopteri, Esociformes, Esocidae. Gene Ontology annotation, biological process: peptidyl-serine phosphorylation; signal transduction; peptidyl-tyrosine phosphorylation.
GGAUCCGCGAAUUGAGGUAGUGGUUGGUGGCUGGUAAAUGAUGCUGAUGCUGGGGACAGGAAUGGAGGUAAGGAGGAGGAUGCUACCGUAGAAAUGGUGGUACAUGGGGCGCCCCUCCUGAAAUGGUUUUAACCAUAGAGGCGAAAACAUGCGCCUCGUCAAAGUCUUCCAGGCUUUAAUGUCAUCUCGGCGGAAGAGAAUAAGGCUAACAAAGGAAGGUUUUGGCAUCGACUAAAUUGGCCAAGUUCAGGAUUUUUUUCUCAGACGUAAGGUUUUUGAAGAGGUUGUAAAUAUGAUAAAUGGCACGUUUAAGUUGGGAGCUGCUCGCGUUCUGGCAAACUGGCAGAUGCAGUGUCUAGUGCCAGCCCUCCAAGACCACGCCAAUAUGAAUGGAGCCGGGGAGACAGCUGACAUACUGCCGCCAAACUGCAUGGUUAAGGACAGAUGGAAAGUGCUGAAGAAAAUCGGAGGUGGAGGUUUUGGGGAGAUAUAUGAAGCACUGGACCUACUGACGCGGGAGAAUGUGGCUUUGAAGGUGGAGUCGGCCCAGCAGCCCAAACAGGUCCUGAAGAUGGAGGUGGCUGUUCUGAAGAAACUGCAGGGUAAAAACCAUGUGUGCAAGUUUAUUGGGUGUGGGAGGAAUGACAAAUUCAACUACGUGGUCAUGCAACUUCAGCAGGGACGCAAUUUGGCAGACCUGAGGAGGAGCCAGCCGCGGGGGACCUUCACCAUGAGCACGACCCUCCGCCUGGGAAAACAGAUCCUGGAGUCCAUAGAGGCCAUACACUCUGUGGGCUUCCUGCAUCGAGACAUCAAGCCGUCGAACUUCGCCAUGGGAAGGCUGCCUUCUACCUUAAGGAAGUGUUACAUGUUAGACUUCGGCCUCGCGCGGCAGUACACUAACACAACUGGAGAAGUGCGCCCUCCACGAACUGUUGCAGGUUUUCGAGGAACUGUCCGAUAUGCCUCAGUCAACGCACAUAAAAACAAAGAAAUGGGCCGCCAUGAUGACUUAUGGUCUUUAUUUUACAUGUUGGUGGAAUUUGCAGUUGGACAGCUACCAUGGCGGAAGAUCAAAGACAAGGAACAAGUUGGGCAGAUAAAAGAGCGAUAUGACCACCGGAUGCUGCUGAAACACAUGCCUUCAGAGUUCCAUAUAUUCCUCGACCAUGUAUUGGGCCUUGACUACUACACCAAACCAGAUUAUCAGCUGCUGAUGUCAGUGUUUGAGACCAGCAUGAAAGAACGCAUCAUCACGGAGAACGAGCCGUUUGACUGGGAGAAAGGAGGGACAGACUCCACCCAGUCCCCUGGUGCAGCCACCCAACAACAGCACAACCAACGUCCCGCCCCCACCACGGUUGGAGCCCUAAACACCCCGGACCCUGGAGACCUCCAAAGGGACAACACGGGUGAUGUGCUUCAAGACCAGCACCUCAGCAACCAGGAGAACGCUCCUCCAGCCCCGGCUCCAGCCGGAAGCCGCCAGGGAGGCGAGGGGGGAGGAGGCGGCGUGGCCCAGACACCCACUGAGGGUGAGGGCUGGGAGGACACUGACUUCAACCGCAACAAACUCCGGAUGAGUCUGACCAAGGGCCUCCAGGAGGGGGAUGAACCCAGCAGAGGGGCCUGUCCCCUGUCCCCAUGCCGGGCAGGACUGGCGCCUGAGUCACCCAGUGGCCAGAUGCGCUCGCUCCGGUACCGUCGCAUCAACAGCCCUGAGUCAGACCGCAUGUCAGCGGCCGAAGGGCGGGCCAUCGAUGGCUAUGGCCAAAGUAUCAGGUCCCGCAUGGACAUCCUAGGCUCCCCGUCACGCCAUGUCUACUCAUCCCAGCCUGCCAUGAUGCUGUCGGUGGAGGGCGGCCUGCAGCGCGGGCGCCACGGCGACGGCUCGGUGGCGUCCGUGGACCAGGAAGCCCACAGUAACGCAUUUAUCCGGUCGGUACCGCUGGCAGAAGAGGAGGACUUCGACAGCAAAGAAUGGGUGAUCAUCGACAAGGAGACGGAACUGCGGGACUUCCAGCCCACCACCUCGGGCACCACAGACGAGGAGCCGGAGGAGCUGAGGCCACUGGAGGACGGGGAGGAGAGGAGGAGGCUGCGGGGAGAUAUGGUGGUGCGGCCCAAGACAAAUCACACAACCCACAGCAGUCGGGGGUUGCUCACACUCACCGAGGAGGAAGCCUCCAGACGAAGCGGUGGAAGCCCUGCAAUGUCGCCCUGUCACUCCCUCCCAUCGGGCCGCCCCCCGAGAAGGGUCUCGGAGCCCAUUGGACCCCAAAGACCGCUGGAGGAUGAAAGGCAGCCCCCGAGGCCCAAUCAGCUGCGGAGGCUGGCCUCCUAUGUCUUCUCUUCAUCCACACUGGAGACAGAGCAGUAUCCGCACCCCGGCGGAUCCUUUAUCCAGCGGAGCCGAUCAGCCGAGAGCAGUCCCGCCCACAUGAACGCUUCCACACGCCGGCGCCAUGCUCCCCUACAAAGCCCAGGCAGCCCACGGAGCAGGCAUUCGGUUCUGAACGUGUCCCGCACGCAAAUUCAGCAAAUGCUGGCCAAACUAAUGAACAAAAACGCAAGCUGAGGGAGGGGGACCCAGAAAGCCAAAAUGAAUCUGUGCAUAAGCAUACCCACCCAUUAUAUAUAAACAUAUACACAUGUUAACACAUAAAGAUGUGUAACCCAAAGAGCCAUGUUCUGGAGUGAUGUUUAGAACACAAACAAACACAUAUUUUUUCUGUCUCUUACACACACAAAUGCUGAACUAAAACACCCAGUUCAAAGAACUGUCUAGAAAAAUGUAGGAAGAAGAGAAAAGUGCUGACGGCAAAAUAUUAUUUCACGCAAUAAACUCUAAAAAGCCUGCUUCCUGCAAUGUCAGUGUUGCAUGUGUCGCGAAAAUGGGUACAGUUUGAAUAAAAACUGGGGGAAGGGUGAACUUGAGGUCUCUUCAUUCAAUGGAGCUGUGAAAAGCAGAAAUAACAAUUCUGGAACUGCUAAAAGACUGUUACUCUUCAUUUUUGUAUUUUUCCAUUCACGCUGAAGGCUUGAGUGAUUGUUGUUAAGUGCAGGUCAUAUGGCGAUGCAUCAUUUUAAGGGUAUACGUGAGGGAAUGCUUUCGGUAACACUUUAAGGGGCAAUCUACAGUUGGUUAACACCUGAGGGACUGUGCUAAGGACCUAACUUACAGAUUCCUAGACGGAGCAAUUAAUGUAGUGCUAUAGUCACUGCCUCGCAGUACAGCAUUGCCAUUGCCAGGAGUUCAAUCCCUUGUUGCACCUUGCAUGGGAUGAAGUAAAUUGGCUCAGAAUUGUGGCCAACAAGGUCACCUUGCCUCAUAAUGCUCUAGCUCGUAGUUGGUGAAUGGGUUCUCCCGGUUGAACAAGCAGUGUAAUAAGAGGCUGAGCGUCUUAAUGAGAUGUGACUCGGAGGAUUCGUCUUGCACAAAUUGGACUUCACAAAAUAAAAACACUAACAAUAGAGUGCUAGAAAUGAAUGCAAGAAUAAACCUUGAAAUCACACUAACCAUGUCUAACCAUGUUUUGGGGCUAUACAGCAGGUAUAGGCAACACCGUUCCUGGAGUACCCCAGGUACUGCACAGUUUUAUUCACAGAUAAAUUCUGUGACUACCUAAAUUCAACACACUUGGUCUUCAAGGACUGUUGAGAAAUUAUUAUUACUAUAUUGUAAUGGUUAUAUCUCAUAAAUUUCUCAUUAAUUAACAAAGCUGUAUGUACCAAUUGCAGACUGCCCCUGUGUAGAUAAUGUCUUAUAAUUGUGUUUUAACGCUGGUCCUACUAUAUAUAAGGCAUUGUAAAAAUAGUUACGGCUUCUAAUGGUAGCUAAUGAUAAAGGGAUAGUGUCGAAUUUUGGUAUUGCUUUUAUGUUUUUCCACACAGGCAUUGUAAGUUUUAGAUACGAUUUUUAUAUAUCUGCAUCCAGUAUAAAAGAAGGUGCUAUCUAAAGUUUAGCUGUGUUGGUUAGAGCAUGAGUGCUUGUCAAGCCAGGGUUGUGAGUUUGAAUCUUACAGGGGGCAGUACAAAAAACAUUUAUGCAUUCAGUAUUGCAAGUUACUCUGGAUAAGAGUGUCUGGUAAAAGUUAGGACAAUUGAGAAACUAGCAGUUAAUGUUGACUCACCAAACAUCAUCUUACUUCAGACAAGAUGCAGUAACAUUGCUGGUAAAGUAGAUUAAAGGCCUUAUUGCAAAUAUCCUGCUUUAAAGAUUCAUAUUUGAGUGGAAUAAUGCUUACACUGAGUUAUUCUUGAAGGCGCAUACAGUAUUUUUCACAAAAAGCCAUUAAUCAACUCUGCCCUAGCCUGGAAUUUGCAUUAUUAGCAUUGUCCAAAUUCAUUAAUUUAAACUGUGCAUCUCGAAAAACAAAAGCAAGCAGAAACUAACUAAAAAAACACAAAAUUACUUCAUCUGUUGCGAUAGCAUUGAUUUUUUUGACCGCAUACUGAUGAAACAGCUGGCGGAAUUAAGUGACUUCAAACUGGCACUAUGCAAACUAUUUUCUGUAGCCCCCGCACUCAGGCUUUGUUAUUCGGCAAUGAUGUCAUCGGUGGCUAGCAAAUGCUAAGUUGUUUUUCUGGGUGGUCAACAAAGUUGCAACUAAACUUUCCAAAUUGAUUCCAUUGCGAACAAAACUGACAGGUUAACACCGGAUGUAUCAGUUCAGUUGAAAAAUGUGUUUAUUUCGAGGAAUACCACAUCAAAUGGUUCUUUGAGAUAAAUAACACCACUAGUCUUAAACAGAAGUGUUGUAGAGCAGGUUUCUGCUUUCGAAGCAGUUCUUGUUUUUUGGGACUUACAGUUUCAAUUCAUUAAUUGGGACAAUGCAAAUAAUGCUAAUAAUGCUAAUUCCAAGUUGGGAGAAAGUUGAAUAAUGGCUUGUUGUGAAAAAUGACUCCUUGUCGCAAGGUAAGCGUUAUUUCCCCGAAAUAUUUAUCUAGGUUGAACUAUUCCUUUAAUGACCGUAACUAUGACCAUUGGAGUUAACUGUCUUAGACUGAACAACCGAUUUUUCACCAUGCUGGAUUGGGGAAUCUAUCAACCUUUUGGUUACUGUUCACAUGCUUUAACUAAUAGGCUACCUGCCUUUGAUAUUCAGUGUCAUGUUUCAUUUCAAAUCCUGAUUGACUUCAGAAUAGUUUAUUAUGUCUGUGACCACAGUGGAGUCUUGAAGGCAGUGUCCACUAACAAUAACAAUAGCAUUAGUAUGUGUCUAAGUUUUUCUGUGGCUUUGAAGUAUUGCAAAUUAAAUAAUUCUUACUGGUGGCAUGACGUGCUGUCUGCACCUAUGUUGAAAUCAUGUUGUCAUGACAUGACAGUUUUGAACAUGUUGUCACAGUAACGUGAUUUGAUGCACAAAAUGGUGGAACUGUACAGUUAAUUGCUAUAAACAGCGAUAAUUGUUCGUUCAGUUAAGCGUCAUUGCAUGUUAUGAGAUUUUAUUCUUAUAACAGUGUUAUGACGGUUGACAUGCCGAGUCAUGGAAAAGGUGUUACAGCAAAAUGUACUGUUUUCAGUGAAAGGUUACAUUGUGGUCUUUCCCGGGAAGAUGUUCAGGUUAAGACUUUAAACUCACUGUAGAUUUUGUCUAUCUGGAAUCAAUAGCAAAGCCACCAUCAGGACUGGCCAGAACACUGGGAAAAAGGCUUGUGCCUAGGCCUUCCAGCCUAAUCAGUCAGGAUCUCAACUUACAACUGAGAGUCAGUAGUGGAAGAUAUCAUGGGUUGAUCAGGGUUGUUACUAAUGAUAAGACUUGUAAAUCAGGAAAUCAACUUUUGUAACAAUAAUGUCAUUUGACAUAUGGGUUGGAGAGAAAUGUUGGCGUUUGUAGAAUUUGCAGAAUUGAGGUAAAUAUAUUACUAAAUUGAAUGUUGUCUUUGCCUGAUGCCAACCUUUUAAAAUGUAAGCAAACUGCAAAUGUUUCUGUAUGCAUCAAGAAAUUAACUUUAAAACAACACUAUUUCUAUUCACUGUCAAGGGGCUCUUCAAACAAAUCAAACAUAGGGACCCGGAAAAGGCUAGGGUCGGUCCUGGCUGCUAUGUCUGAAUUCUCACUGAGGGAAAAGGCUAGGGUCAGUCCUGGCUGCUAUGUCUGAAUUCUCACUAAGGGAAAAGGCUAGGGUCAGUCCUGGCUGCUAUGUCUGAAUUCUCACUAAGGGAAAAGGCUAGGGUCAGUCCUGGCUGCUAUGUCUGAAUUCUCACUAAGGGAAAAGGCUAGGGUCAGUCCUGGCUGCUAUGUCUGAAUUCUCACUGAGGGAAAAGGCAAGGGUCAGUCCUGGCUGCUAUGUCUGAAUUCUCACUGAGGGAAAAGGCUAGGGUCAGUCCUGGCUGCUAUGUCUGAAUUCUCACUGAGGGAAAAGGCUAAGGUCGGUCCUGGCUGCUAUGUCUGAAUUCUCACUGAGGGAAAAGGCUAGGGUCAGUCCUGGCUGCUAUGUCUGAAUUCUCACUGAGGGAAAAGGCUAGGGUCAGUCCUGGUUGCUGUGUCUGAAUUCUCACUGAGGAAAAUGUACAUUAUCUGGCCUGAGAGGCUGCGGUUGUCCUGCUUGUGGUGGAAGCUGUUUUGGAUCAGAUCACCCAACACUGGGUAGAUUCGGGAUCUGUGUUUAAGGUUCUGCGAAACUAUGAUAGACACUGGUUUCAAAAUAUAUCAGGCACAUGCAGUUCAAGCUGCAUAUAAUUCACACUCAGCAAAAUCAUUUGAAAGAUGUAUUUUCAAUUGAAUACUUUCAUUGUCUUGUGUUUCUAGAGAUUUCAUUUGAAUUGUUACCCUGUAGAAGUCUUGUGAAAAAUAUCAGCCCAUCACUUGUAUUGUUACACAGCUCACUGUUUUAUGAAUUGUAGCCUGACAUUGCAUUUAUCUGAUGAACGAGUCAGAUUCCAAGGGACUAACGUAGACUAGGUUAGAGGCAUAGAAGGCGUUCUGUCUAGGUAAGCCAUUAGCAAACACUGUUCUGAUGCUUUUUUCUCCCUCGUUAGCCCUCCAGCACUGUACCUCACUGUUGCACUUUAAAAAGGACUUAAACAGGAGAACAUGGCCACUGUUAGGCCCAGGUAGAAAUUUAAAGCAAAAGAGGAACGCAAUAAAUAGGAUAUGAUUGAGAAACAAAUGUGUUAUACCGUUUUGAAGAAGGGUUACUAAGAAAGGUUGAUACUUGGAGAGGAUCACUUAUGUCCACUCCACACUCAUUUUAUGCCACUUCCACUCCAUUCCCAAAUAAUAAGGUAUUGGACAUUUAGGUGGACAGUAGCUGGGGUGUAAUGAGCAUGCAUUGUAGAUGUAUCCAUUUUCCAAGUUAAAAAAGUAUACAGUGUAGAAAGCAAUUGUAUAUAUUUGCACCGAUGUUUAAGAAUACUUGAAUUGUAACAUGACAGUCUUUACAUUGCAAUGUAAGCUAAUGUUAUUACACUCCAAGAUUUUUUCAAUAAAUGCCUUCUGGACAUUUAUUGAACAUUUCCGCUGUUAUUAUAUGGAAUUCCUGUAAUAAUCAUUCAACUUUUGGCUUGUCUUCCUUAUUUUGCUGAAUCCGGUAUGAAGAGGAAUGAUACUAUUUCUGAAAUGGCAUAACCACGUACAGCCUUUAAUUUUUUCUUCUCAUUCAGGAUAUUUAUGUUUAUUUUUAUGGUUGCUUUGGUGAAUGCUUUGAAGGGCUACCCUUAACAAAAAUAUGCACAACAUUUACUUUAGCCAAGCAUCACAUUUAAGACCUUUACAGCACUAAGAAGGGAGCAAGCAUCCUUCUCUGAAUGUCGUAUUUGUUCCUUAUUUUUUGUGAGCUUUUUUUUUUUUUUUUCUCGCUGCUUGGUUCAACGAUUUUCUGCAAGACAUUGCUAGUCGUUUUGUUCCAUGUACCGAGCACUACUCAGUGAAUGUUCCGUAUGGACUAAAGUAGCUGCUAACUCCCAACAUAAGUUUGCACACAUGUAAAACUGCUAUUAAAAUAUGAUUAUGUUGUAGUACUUUCCGUUGACAGUUUUGCAAAACUUGCCAUAUUAUUCUUGAUCAAAGCAGGAUGUUGAACGUUGUCUCUGAAAUCUGAAAAUAACUCAAUCAUCGACUUCCAGAGAAAUUGUAUUACACCAUAACGUUUUCUUACUUCUAACUGUAUUUGCAUGACCUAUAAAAAAGGAAAAACCUCUAUUUA